Molecule: messenger RNA, 2942 nt
Organism: Gavialis gangeticus (Gharial)
Lineage: Eukaryota; Metazoa; Chordata; Crocodylia; Gavialidae
Gene: SUSD1
Product: sushi domain containing 1
Exons: 19
Coding region: 1-2556 (851 amino acids)
Molecular function (GO): calcium ion binding
Source: RefSeq, a predicted model, not a curated record
AUGUUUCUAGAUGCAACAAACAGUUCAAUCCUGGAUGUCUGUGCCACUUGCCAUAUUUAUGCCACAUGUCACCAAAAAGAAGGCAAAAAUGUCUGCAUUUGUAACUAUGGAUUUGUGGGUAAUGGGAGGACUUAUUGUCAAGAUAAAGACGAAUGCCAGAUUGGAGCCAGCAAGAUCUGUGGAGAGUAUACAUCAUGUCAUAAUACUCAUGGAAGUUUUUUUUGUGUUUGUCUGGAUGGGUACCGUCCCUCUAACAACAACAGGACAUUUAUUCCCAAUGACGGCACAUACUGUACAGAUAUAGAUGAAUGUGAAAUGUCAGGCCUCUGUGGCCAUGCAAGUCAAUGUGUGAACACCUUUGGAAGUUACAAGUGCAACUGCAUAGAAGGUUACAGACCAGAAAAUGGAACAGAAUAUUUUAAUCCAUCUAAGAUUUCAUGCAGACCUGUGGAUUGUGGAGUUCCACCUUCUGUCGAAAAAGCCUAUUCAGCACCUCUGAGUAGGACCACCUAUAGAAGUGAAGUUGUCUAUAUUUGUAUGCAUGGUUAUGUGAUGGAAAAUGGUAAUCAGACAGCAGUUUGCAGUGCCACGGGGCAGUGGGAAGGUGCUGAUUUGGUAUGCAAAGAAAUAGACUGUGGCAGACCUUUUUGGAUUCCACAUACAGAAAUGAUCUGGGACAAAUCCACAUCUCUGGGGAGCAGGGUGUACUAUAGAUGUAUAGAAGGGUAUUACUUUAAUGGAGACAGAAAUUUUUCAGAAUGCACAGUAAGUCAGAAAUGGGAAAAUAUCACAGGUGUAUGCAAAGUGAAGACAGCCAUCAGCAAUGUUUCUGUAUUUAACCAAACCUGUGUCAGGUGGGAAAGGAGCCCUAGAGAAGGUGGUCUGAAGGUGGUAUAUCUGUUUCACAUCCAAGGGCGCAGAUGGCAUCAGAAGGAAAUCUUCCAUGAAAGAUUGUUUAACUUCACUGCAGCUGAAGAGGCUCCAGAGAUGUGUCUAGAUUUACCUGUGGGCACUAACUAUACAGUAAACAUUGCCAUAGUAUUUCCUGAGCCCUCAGUACCAGUUACUGUCAUGAUUCACACAGCUGAAGGGGACAGAUUCAGCAAUGUUUCAGUAUUUAAUGGCACCUGUUUGAAAUGGAGGAGACAUGUUGGAAGAGCUGGGGUGGAGGAAACCUACCUAUUUCACAUACAGGGUCGACAGGAGUACUUGGAGGAAUUGUCCCAUGAAGUGAUGAUUAACUUCACGACAGAGGAAGAGAACCCAGAGGUGUGUUUGCCUCUGCACCUGGGUUGUAACUACACUAUCAGUAUCACUGAGGGAUCUACCAAGUUUGUUUUACAAAUCCCCAUAAUACCUCCAGCAGCUGGAGAGGAAUUGCUCAGCAAUGUGUCAAUAUUUAAUGGGACCUGCGUGAAAUGGCAGAGAAAAGCUUCAAGGGCCGAGGUAGAAGAAACAUACACUUUUCGUGUGUUGGGACAAAAAUGGUUUCAGAAGGAAUUUUCACAUGAAAUGACAUUUGACUUCACUACAGCUGAAGCUAAUCCAGAGGUGUGUUUAGAGCUGAAUUCUGGCACUAACUACAUUGUGAAUAUUACUGCAGCAUCCUCCACAGAGAUCUCUGCCUUAAUUACAAUAGCAGUUCAAGCAGAGGUAAAGGAAGUCUUCAGUGAUAUCCUGAUUUUUAAUGACACCUGCUUGAAAUGGAGGCGAAACAUAAAGAGAACUGAUAUGGAAGAGAGAUAUUUAUUUCACAUACGAGGCCGACGCUGGUAUCAGCAGGAAUUCUUUCAUGAAAUGACAUUUAACCUCACCACGUACAAGCUAACUCCAGAAGUUUGUCUGGAUUUACAGCCUGGCACUAAUUACUCUGUGAAUAUUUCCAUCACAGCUUUGGAUCUUUCUGUGCUAGUUUCAAUGACAACUGAAAUUACUGAUCCCCUCUUCCCAGAAGUAAAACUCGUGACUCUGCAAAGCCCUGCACCAUUGCUCAGACUAUGGAAAGUGGAUGAUAGAAAUGGGCCUAUCAGUUUUUACCAAGUGGUUGUACUUCCUUCAGACUUGCAAAGCCAAUUUGCUUGCAAUUCCCUCACUGCUGCAAUGUUUUUUGGCAAUGCCACCGACACUGCAGGGUAUGUGGCAGCUGAAUUUCUGGCCAAAGAUGUUGCUGACAACAUGUCAAUCACUCUUGGAGACAGGCAUUAUUAUGGGAAGUUUUAUAAUGCUCCUUUAAAACGUGGAAGAGAUUAUUGCAUUGUAUUGAGAAUUAUAAGUGAAUGGAAUAAGGUGAAGACACAAUCCUGUGCAGUUUGGGCACAACUUAAAAAUAUAUCACCCACUCUAGAGCCCUUGAUUGCUGUUGGACUAGGGUCAGUUGCUUCUGUUUGCUUUAUACUGCUCCUGUCCUUCUCAGCAGCACGCUUUUUUCUCUACAGAACAGUACCUGUACCUCCAACUACACUGGCCAUAGGGAUGUCUUCCAAUGAGACUGUACGUUUAUCCAGUACCCAAGAAACAGAAAGGGGUGGGGAUCAUCUCAUCUUUCACAGAGAUUGACAAUACUUCCCUUCUCAAAUGCCUUUUUCCCCCAGCACAGGUGACUUCUAGGGGGGGCAUGGAGGGGGACCGUGCCCUGCCUGAGAUUGGUUGACACUGCCACUGGCUUCUGCGUGCAAUCACUACUUGUCAUCACCCCCUCCCUCCCUCCCUCCCACCGCCACCACUGGUGGCUUGUGCAGGCAGUUGCCACUCACCGUCGGCAGCAUCUGCCGGUGGUUGCCAGUUGCCACUCACAAACACACCCCCUCACCGCCGCCAGCUUUUGUGGGCGGUCACCGCUUGCCACUCCACCACUGACACUGCCGACACUGCUGCCCACAAAUGGUGCCCCUCAGUUUUGGGAGGCACCAGUUGUUCGUGUCUCCCAGUACCCUCUGAAAAUA